This is a messenger RNA of Paramuricea clavata, 738 nucleotides long. Lineage: Eukaryota; Metazoa; Cnidaria; Anthozoa; Malacalcyonacea; Plexauridae. The record is from the annotation of a GenBank genome assembly.
AUGGGGGUUCAUGCGGCCUUCAUUGACUUUCGUAAGGCCUUCGACCUUGUGAAUGACAAUAUUCUUUUGAACAAAUUAGCAGCUAUGAACAUAAAUAAACCCUUCUGGUUAUGGAUUAAAAGUUUCCUUUCCGGAAGAGUUCAACAAGUAAAUCUCAAUGGUACCUUAUCAUCCAUUGCAACAUGCCCGGCCGGAGUCCCGCAACGCUCUGUAAUAUCUCCCAUUCUUUUUAAUAUCUACAUUGAUGAUUUGGAGGACGCCUUACCAGAACAACUAAAAGUCAGUACGAAUAAGUAUGCAGAUGACUGCACACAACACCAAAUAGUGAGCGUAGAUUCUAAUAGUAAUUUACAACACUCUAUCAAUGAAGUAAAUAACUGGGCGGUGUUAAAUAAAAUGGCAAUUAAUGCUAAAAAAACUAAGGACAUGUGGAUCUCUUUCACGGACGCUAUACCUGAACCACCACGUCUUCGUAUUGGAAAUGAGUUAAUAGAAAGGGUCAACGCUUUUAAAUUACUUGGCGUGUCGUUCCAAAAUAAUCUAAAAUGGAACGCACAUGUUGAAGAGAUUACACGUAAAGCAAAUAAACGCCUUUACCAUCUCAGAGAAUGCAGGAAAUCGCAGUUACCAGCUGAAGUCGGUAUUAUUACCUAUCAAUCCAAAAUAAGACCAAUUCUCGAGUAUGCAUCACCUGUCUGGGCGGGACUCCCUAAUUACCUGCGAGAUGAAAUAGAGCGG